GCAUAAUUGAAACAUCGGAGCGGGGUGCUUGCUUAUCGGCAUGGACGGGUUAGACGAAACACUGCAGGACCCUCGCUUCAAGCGAGGAAUCACCUUGCUCAAGGAGAAGCGAUAUGAAGAAGCUGUCGCGCACUUCGAAGAUCUCCUUCGCACCAUGGUCGAGUCCGAGAACAAGGGCGACACGCUGCAAGUGGCUCCAGUGUACUACGAGUACGGAAACGCGUUGUUGUCUUACGCAGAGGCCACAGCGAGUGUGUUCGGCAAGGACACUGUCAAGACUGACGAAGGCGAAGAGGAGGACGAAAACGACCUCGAGGUGGCGUGGGAGAUGCUGGAAGUGUCGCGCGUGUUGCUGGCCAAGCACGAAGGUGAAGAUCCGCGUAUCGACACGGAGCUUGCCCGUGUGUAUGUGCGUCUCGGCGACUUGAGCAUGGAGUCGGAUUUGUUUUCCCAAGCCCGCAGCGACUACGAGCGCGCCAUUGCGUUACAUCAAAAGCAUUUGGUGCCGCUCCAGACUGACACGACGCCGUUGGCAGACAUCUACUGUUGUCUGGCCAUCACGUGCAUAUACGAAUACGCCAAGCAACCAGAGAUCGACGAGGACGGCGGCGAUCUAGUCGACGAAACGAAGGAGGACGACGCCACGCCGCCCACGAUGACGCAAGCCGAGCUCGAGUUAGCCGGAGUCAAGUACUACGUCCAAGCUGGGCUCGUGAUGGUGGACAACAUCUACAGACAAAGCGAAAAGUGCUCGAGCGUCGUGCAAGCGUUUGUCCAGGCGCACAUCCCACCGCCGCGGGUCAAGACGCCGUCGUCCAAGGGCAAAGCCAAAGCCAAAGUCGAUCGGGUGGAGGACCUCGUGCUCCAGUACAACAAUGGCGAGUAUGACCAAAUGCGAAAACAGUUUCUGGCCGCGGUCACGGCUGGCCGCCCCGACUUGAACCCUACGUCGGACGAUGAUAUGCGUCAACUCGAGCCCGAAGAAAAGCAAGUGCUCGACUACUUGGAGAUCUACACGGAAGUGAAAGAAAAGGUGGAUGGACUGCGGGAGAGCUACACGACGGGGCGUGCCGAAGUGGCGGCGGCACUCGCAACCACUUCGUCAGCGGCGGCGGCGACUACUGCUGAUGGCCCCGUGACUACGAUCGGGUUUGGUUCGGAAAACAAGAGCGCAGAGGUGACCGCCGUGGGCUUUGACCAAGCUACGACUUCGACACCCGAGCCGACGAAACGGGUGGCGAGUUCGACGGCCGUGAAUGUGUUGCCGGUCACCAAGAAGCGGAAAAUCGCACCCUCCUCGACAACCGAACACAAUGCGUAGAUAGUAGCAACGCUAGGGACCAUUGAUUGUAUAUCAUCUGCCUUCAAGCUGUA
Messenger RNA from Aphanomyces astaci, 1374 nucleotides. RefSeq lists its product as hypothetical. Gene Ontology annotation, cellular component: nucleoplasm. The coding region runs from base 41 to 1321 and encodes 426 amino acids. The transcript has 3 exons. Lineage: Eukaryota; Oomycota; Saprolegniomycetes; Saprolegniales; Verrucalvaceae. Gene Ontology annotation, biological process: CENP-A containing chromatin assembly; DNA replication-dependent chromatin assembly. The record is from RefSeq and is a predicted model, not a curated record. Gene Ontology annotation, molecular function: histone binding.